Molecule: messenger RNA, 1191 nt
Organism: Theileria equi strain WA
Lineage: Eukaryota; Apicomplexa; Aconoidasida; Piroplasmida; Theileriidae
Product: signal peptide containing protein
Exons: 1
Coding region: 1-1191 (396 amino acids)
Source: RefSeq, a predicted model, not a curated record
AUGAGGGUUUUCGCACUGGUUUAUCUCGUGGCAAUCCUAGGAUUUCACAAGGUCCAGUGUGAUGGGUUGUCUAUGGAUGAUCAAAGUUUAUCUAUGGAAGGAACUUCUCAAGGGAAUGAUUAUGGACCUUUAGUACCACAACCUGAGAAUCAAGACGUUGGACAAGAACAGCCAGAAGCAUCAGGUUUAGCUCUGGAUAUUGGAAGCCCAAAUCUCCUGGGAAUUAUAAAACGGACACCUGCAGGUCCAAACUGUAGAUGGUAUGCAAGGAAUGGAGAUGUUUGGGAAAACUGUAAAGAUUCAUAUCAAGAAAAGAUUAAAGAUAUUCGAGAACAUAUCCCCCGCACAAACCCAUUCAUUCUAAAUCUUGAAGAGGAUAAGGAUACUGAGGAAUGCACAAUAUUCGAUGCAAAGCUUAUUGGAGCCCCAAUGAGGCUGUAUUUUGCAAAGCCUGAAUAUUCCGCUGAGGAGGUAACGUAUAAUGGAAAAUCCAUAUGGAAAGGUUCCGAGAAUAAACUCUGCACGGCAUGUGACUUGUACUUUAACAAAGGAGAACUCUCAUUCCUUAUUCUAAGCGUCAAGGAGAAUGAUGUGAUAAGAUACGAAUACUUUGAAACGAGGGGUAAAGAAUGGAAGACUAUGACUUCUGAAGAGUUCAAUAACAGACGUAAGGAAGCUCAAACUACUCACGGCAGUUUUGAUGUUCAAGAGGAACCUGGCACUUCUGGAGGAUCUGCUUCUACUGCUAAACUUAAAGGUUCAGGUUCUACUGAACCCAAAACUCCUGAGCAAACGGAGUCUAGGAGAAUCUCUACAGAAGCCCUUCAGGAAGUUUCUUCAAAGGAAGUAGAUACUCAAUCAGCUGAACAGGCUAAAGAUCCCAGUGUUGACAGUAAACCAGAUCCAAAACUAACAAAUAAAGAGGCAGCUACUGCACUUUCAAGCUCCGAACCAGAAGAUGGUUCUUUGGAUACUGCGGAAUUGAAUGAUACAUCUUCACAGAGCACAACCCUUGACGAGCCACAAACUGAUACAGAUAAAGAAUAUGACGAUAAAACAGCACUAGAACGACCAGAUUCUAACGCUAAAGAUGAUGCAGAUAAAGUUGAACAAACGUCACAGAGCACAACCGAAGGUAUUAAGGGUUGGCUUAAAUCUGCAUGGAAUGGUGUCAAAAAUAAAUUUGGUUAA